GUUCGUCGUUCGUGUCGGGCGUGUUGUGUUGUGGUUGGACUGGCUUAUAUUGUAACAAAAGAUUUUUUUGUUAAAUAUGUAAAUCUUAACAUAAAACGUGCGUAGAAUAAGAUAAAGACUUUUUCUAUUUAAGUGCCUGUUUUGUCUUUGUUAUAUUUGGAACGUUUCUCUUACGAGUUCUUAUCGACCCGAAUCUGUGUUUAUUUAUAUUUAUAGUGCGGGUAUAUUUGUGUGUUUGUUUUGCAAACAAAUAGUUUAUCUCGUGCAAGAAUCUCUAAGCUGCAUUACUGAUUUUUUAUGAUGGAUAUUUGAUAGAAAUAGAAGAGUGGGUGCGCCGGCAAAAUGUGGUGUGCUGUUUUGUUUUGUGCAUUGGUUGGAAGCGCUGCGGGCCAGUCGUGGUUAACAAAUAUCACUGAUAAUCUACGAGAUGGGCUGUCCAGGGUGCUGGAGACGUCUGUUGUUAAUUACUCGACGCCCGUGAUCAACGCUACUUAUGUGGCGAGAGUGGAAUUUGACAUGCGCGCUAUGGGACACCUUUAUAACUCGAGUCAUAUUAUUCUUGAUAUAAUAGCUCGGAAGCAGGCAUACCCAGAAGGCAUUGUCUCCGUCACCGAUGGCCACAUCAACAUCGCAAGAAUCCAGGAUAAGUGGAAGCCGCUGUUGGCGCACUACGCAGGACCAGUCUCCGUUAUUGUUGUAGUGGUUCUGUUGAUUGGGAUUCUACCACUAACUGGAUUGUUUUGGUGCUGCUGUCAAUGGUGCAAGUCCGGUCACCGAAGGAGGCCGUUCGAUAGAAAAUACGAUGCGUGUCUCAAAGGAAUAUUGGCUAUCGUGCUCAUUGCAUUCCUUACGCUGUUCCUAUUCGGAGUGGUAGGCGCGUUCGCAACGGACUCGCAGAUGGACACCGGCGGCUCGAACGUAGUGGACACGGUGCAGGCGAGCGUGCGCGACGCUCAGGAGUUCCUGAACGCGACACAGGCGCACACGCGGCACUUGCUCGUCACCAACUAUCAGGAGCUGGAGAUAGAACUGAACGAGAUGUUGACGAGUAGUGGUCAAACAGUAUUGCGUGUACUGGAUGACUUCACGAGCGCCACAUCGGUGCAGAAGUUGAACGGAAUGGUGCAGCAGUUGGACAGAGUGCCGGAUGACUUGCGAGCGGUGCAGAAAUCCACGGCUGCGCUGAGGAGUAAGGCGGAAGACUUGGAUUCUGGAUUGCGUCAGGUUAAAGCCUUCUUGUACAAAACCCUGUCGGAUUGUCACGAGAAGGAGUGUGUAAAGUUGCAAGAGAAGCACAAGAUUGGACAGUUGGGGACAGAAAUACAAUACAAUUUGAUGCUUGACAAAUAUUUUCCUACGAUUCCGGAUGUGUCUGAGCUUCUAUCCAACGUAACGCAACUACUUGAGAGCAAUAUAAAAGAUGACGUCGCCGCCGGCCUCGAGGUGUUCAACGGCAUCAAGAAGACGGUGGACCAGCACAUACCGCGCGUGCAGGACGCUAUCACUGAGACCGGCCGCCGCCUCGCAUCAGUGGCGGACGACAUAACGUACAAGGCGGGCAACCUCAGCGAGCAGCUGGGCCGCUCGCGCGCGCACACCGAGCGGCUGCGGCGCGGCUACGAGCGCGUCGGCCCCUACCGCCGCUACGCCAGCAUGGCGGCCGCCGCGCUGCUGCUGCUGAUAGUGCUAGUGAUGUCUUGGGGCCUACUUUGCGGCGUUUGCGGCAAGCGGCCCGACGUGUACGGCGCUAGUGAUUGCUGUAACAAGGGCACUGGAGCAUCCUGCUUGCUGUGCGGAAUCGCAUUAACUCUGUUCGUGGGAGGUGUUAUUGCAUUGAUGAUUCUAAUCUACUUCGUGGUGGGUGUGGCCGCGCAGAGAUUCGUCUGUGAUCCGCUCACUGAACCACGUGACAACCGAGCGUUCGAAGAUAUAGAGAAAUUCGUGGACCUCGAGUAUGUGAUGUUCAACGAGCGGCAAGAUCCUAGCUUCAACAUGACCUCCAUUUUAGUGGCCUGCCACCAGAAUAAGACUGUAUAUGAGGUAUUCCACCUCCACCGGAUCCACGAUCUAGAAGCGGUUAAGACCGAAGUGGAGGCUGAAUUGAGCCGCCGCGUGUCCUCGCUCCGAACCGACUACCCUCCGCGUGGCCGACCACUGCGCAUACUGAAACCUGCCGCUAGGGAGAAGUUGGAUAAGCUCGCUGAAACUGGCCUCUCGGACUUUAACUUCGAUAAGAUUCUGGAAGCGUUGGAGAUAAACAUGACAUCUCUGCCACUGGAGACGCUGUCAGCGCAACUGCAGAGCACAGCCCGGGCGCUGUCCAGCAGAGCUGGGUACGCUGAAGUGGCGCGGAACCUGCGUCUGGCUGCUGAGAAUCUGGACCGUCUGCAGAGGGAAAUCGUGGUGCCUAUGAUUGAACAUACGCAUCAGCUCAAUAAAACUGCGACGGAAUUGCGAGAUGUCUUACGCUUCAAUCAGUCGUCGUUGAAGGAGGCUAUCCAGUACCGCAUCAGGGACACCACGGAAGUCGAACUGUUCCUCAACACACAGGGACCUGAUCUCGUACAGAAUGUGAGUCAAUUUUCUGUUGAUUACUUGAAAAGGAAUGCCUCAUUUAAAGGAAGUGGAUUUGAAAAAGAAUUUCGCAUAGCGCGUGUCGACGCCCUGUCAGCCUUGUCUGUUUGUUGCAGCGAGUAUUUGUAUGACGCGUACGCGGACCGCGAUAACGUACCCCUUGCCAAAGGGUCGAAGCGUAGCACCCUGGACAUCGAGGGCAAGAUCGCAGAGUGGCGCGGGCGGAACCGCGCGGCGGGCGCCGAGCCGGCGGAGGAGGGCGACUCGCCGCAGUCGCGCACGCAGCUCGUGGUGGGCGGCCGCGGCGAGGUCGUGUGCGCGCUGCUGCCGCCGCCCGCCGCGCUCAUCGACGACCUCAAGACGCGCCUCGAUGCCAAGGACGAGGACAACGAGUCGGGCAUACACGAGUCCGAAUAGUUCUAGAACCUUCCGCCCUCUCUUCUUGUUUUCGUUGACGUUGCGCAUCGUGAAUUCGAUUCCCCGUAAAUUUUUGUAUGUUUGUUUGAUGUUUAUUGUUACGUGUAGGUUCGUAUUCAAUUGUACCUUAGAGGUAUGGAAUUGAAUGAGCUUCG
Messenger RNA from Zerene cesonia (dogface butterfly), 3146 nucleotides. RefSeq names its product prominin-like protein. Gene Ontology annotation, cellular component: membrane. Lineage: Eukaryota; Metazoa; Arthropoda; Insecta; Lepidoptera; Pieridae. Bases 343 to 2991 code for a protein of 882 amino acids. The record is from RefSeq and is a predicted model, not a curated record. The transcript is spliced from 17 exons.